GUUGCGCAGGUUCAAAAAUGGAACGUCGGCGGCGUGAGGGAGCGCGAGGGGGUGUGCGCGCGUGCGCGUGCGCGCCCGGGCGAGGGUGACGGGGACCCCGCCGGCCCCAGCACCCCGCGCCGCAGCCGCGGCCCCGCAGCUCCGCCCCCGGCCCGGCCCGGCCCCGGGCCCGCUCGCCCGCCGCCCCGCAUGGAGCUGUCAGCCAUCGGCGAGCAGGUGUUCGCCGUGGAGAGCAUCCGGAAGAAGCGCGUGCGGAAGGGUAAAGUCGAAUAUCUGGUGAAGUGGAAAGGAUGGCCCCCAAAGUACAGCACAUGGGAGCCAGAAGAGCACAUCCUGGACCCCCGCCUGGUCAUGGCCUAUGAGGAGAAGGAGGAGAGAGACCGAGCGUCGGGGUAUAGGAAGAGAGGUCCGAAACCCAAGCGGCUUCUGCUGCAGCGGCUGUACAGCAUGGACCUGCGGAGCUCCCACAAGGCCAAGGGCAAGGAGAAGCUCUGCUUCUCUCUGACGCGCCCACUCGGCAGCGGGAGCCCCGAGGGGGUGGUCAAGGCAGGGGCACCCGAGCUGGUGGACAAGGGCCCCUUGGUGCCCACCCUGCCCUUCCCGCUCCGCAAGCCGCGCAAGGCCCACAAGUAUCUGCGACUCUCACGCAAGAAGUUCCCGCCCCGCGGGCCCAACCUGGAGAGUCACAGCCAUCGACGGGAGCUCUUCCUGCAGGAGUCACCUGGCCCAGAUGUCCUGCAGGCAGCUGGCGAGUGGGAGCCCGCAGAGCAACCCCCUGAAGAGGAGGCAGAUGCAGACCUGGCAGAUGGGCCCCCUCCCUGGACACCCACGCUCCCCCCAAGUGAGGUGACCGUGACUGACAUCACCGCCAACUCCAUCACCGUCACCUUCCGCGAGGCCCAGGCGGCUGAGGGCUUCUUCCGAGACCGCAGUGGGAAGUUCUGAAUCACCGUUUUUACUCUUCUUAAACUGUCUUUUGGGCUUGGGGUGGGGACUUCCAGAGGUAGGGAGGGGUUGGGGGUGGGGUAAUUAUUUUAUUUAAAAAAAUACGGAGCAGCAGCAGAAGGGGGAAGAUCCCAUCACGCUCCCACCCCUUGCCCCUUUCUUUGUGAGGGCUGUUUACAGGGAGGCCUCAGGACCCGGGGUGGGGGGCGGGCCUAGCUCUGUCAGUUGGAGAACCGUCUUCAGGGCAGAGUGGGGACGGGGCCACCCAGGACACCUGCGCCGUUCUUUUCCACUAGAGACGCAGCAGCUGGUUCUAGGAGGUAAGGGAGCUUCAGAAGGCCAAACCCUCUCCCUUGAGCAGCCCACCCCAGCCUGUCUGGUUGGCUUUCCCUUUCCUUUUUUUUUUUUGAUUGGGUCUUUAUUUUGAACUUUCCACUCCAGCUUAGCAGUGUGGUGUUGAGGCUGGCUUUGACCAAAGUGACUGGGUCUGGGAGAAGGGGCAGGAGUAAGGGUUUGAAGUUGCAGGGUGUACGGCUUCUUCCGAGAGGCGUCUACCCUUCCCAGGGAGGAGGCUGCCAGCCGAGACCCUUCUGCUGAGAGCUCCGCCCUCCUGCAUGGCCUGGCUGUGCAGAAACGCUUGCGAACGCCCAGAAACACAGGUGUGCACGCAUUGCCCCUCGUGUGUGCGUGUGUCUGCAGACGUGUCCACAUGGGUCUUGCAACUCCCUUCUAGAAACGCUGACUGGGUGAACAUGGAGUGAUUCAUAGCACAAGAGAAUUUGCCACGGUUUCCUACACUCACCUCGCCUCGCACGCACAUCACACUAUAGGAUUUAUCCCAGCUUGGUUUGCUUGCAGCUGUCAGCAGAAGGUGGGGGUCCUGGAGCUUAUGCUCCAGGCACGCAGAUGUGCUUUUGCAGUUGCAUCUGGCCAGGCUGCAGGUGUGCAGGUGUGCAGGUGUGCGCAAAUGUUCUAGCGCAUCAGUGCAGGCUCUGAGACACUUGGGCUCUGACCUUCCCCCCAGAGGGAUUCUUGUUUUUUCCAACUCAGGUGACUUUUCAGCCCUUCUGAUCCCACUUAUUUGCUGUCCUCCCCUCCAACUCAGCCAGCCCCGAUGUGGGCGUGGGCAGUCAGGGAGGGAAGGAGUGUCCCACCACUUUCUCAGGGCAGCCCUCGACUCCUGAACCCCUUCCUCCCCCUGUUCUGUUCCCUCCCCAUCCACCCUAAAUGCCACAGCUGGGGCUGACCUUGUUUUCCUGUGGGAGCACCUCUGCCCAUUUUCCUGGGGUCGGGUUCUGCACAGGCUGCAGGUGCUGGCAAGGGGCUGUGUCUGCUAGGAGGAGGGGGCACUUGUUUUCUAGUUUGCACAAAGUGCCCUGGGGGCCAGUAGCUUCCCUGCCCCUGAGGAGUGGCUUCUCCCUUUAUCCCAGCCCUAGAGGGGAGAAAAAGCCAGACGGGCACCAGGGAGCAUGGAAAAGGCCGGCUCCCCCAUCCUUCUGCCAGAGUCAGGGGAAUCAGAACUUGGAGCAGGGUGCAGCUGGGAAGUAUGAAACUUGCUUGCCUCCUGCACGGUCCCCCGACUCUGCUGGGUCCUCAGGCAGUCAGCAGAAUCUCUGCUGGACAAGGAUAGGGUGACUCUUCACCCAGAUCCCUUCUUCCCCAGUUCCCAAACCAAAGACAGCCUGCAUCCCAUUUCUGUUUGUUUGGGGUGCUCUGUUGGCAAGAUUUCCAAAUCCCUGAGUCUUUCCCUUUCCUGCUUAAUCUUUAGAUGUCCAGGGUCAAUUCAAUGCUUCUGUUGAGGGACAGUCUCUUCUGGGAUGACCUGAUUCACCCCCAGCCCAGGGAAUUGAACCUAGAGGAAUAUGUGGGGGUGGGUCAGGAAAAGAAGGGGCAGCAGGAAUUGCCAUCCAUCCAGCUGUGGGACCCUGGGAAGGAGAAGGCGAAGUUGGAGUUGGGGUGGGGAGAUUCCCAGGACAGGGGUUCCCAGAGGUGAGGGUGGUGGAAGGUAGGGGGAGGGGGUCUCUUUCCAUUGAAUGUGUUCGCCCAUGGCUUUGGGACAUGGUUGGCAGCUUCCAGUAAAAGUCACGCUCCCCAUCCCUCAGCAGACACAGGACCUCUUCUGCUUCCUGGGCACUUUUAAAGAGCUGUUUGUGCAAUUUUCUGGUUUGUGGUUUUAGGGGGCUUUUCUUGUGGAUGAGGCAGUGUUUUUCUGUCUGCAGCAGCAGAACAUAUCUUUCCUCAUAUGCAGACCUUUAUGGCCCAUGGGGAACCUUGCAGCUCAGGGAGGGCUGACUUCCAGGAGUCUGACCUGCCGUGGGUGGAUCAAUGAUGCCCAGCUCAGGGCAGCCACAUGGCUCAUGGGCUCCAAUAAGCUGGCUCCCUGGGGAAGGGCUGUGGCUGUUAGGACUGCCUCCCUCAACGCAGGUGGCCUCUGUGAGGUUACCUCUGGGUGUGGUCGCACAGGCCUCUUCCCAGCCCGGAGCAUCCCAGCUGGGGUUCAGGUCUUGAGAGCAGGCAAGGUGGAAGGUGGACAGUGACCUCCCACUCCCACCCCCACAGCACCCCCCGCAGAAGGCCAGUACUCUUGGGGGUGGGGGAGCCGCUUAGAAAGUUCUGCCACCUGCCUCUCUUUUCCCCAGCCCCUACCCCGUUUUGAAUGCAGAGACCCGUAGGUACUUUUUCUUUCGCUGUGGGGCAGGGCGAGGCGAGGAGCAUCUCCUUCACCACUUGGCAUGGCCACCACGAUGCCGAUGCUGUGGCUGAGCCGGUCAGGCUUCGUGAUUAUCAUUGCUCUUAGGAUGAUAAUCCCAUUGCCAGUUCCUCCCCUCCUCUUGCUCUGGGGGAAGGCGCUAUGCUUCUGUAAGGCGGUUUAGCUUUUGCUUUAUAAUUGGCCAGACAUGGCCGCCAGGCCUCAGCACAAGAACACGCUUCCUUUGCACAGAAAGAGCUUUGAGCUUUGUUCAGACUAAAUGAAUGUACUCAGGAGGGUCGGGGCACGAGUUGAUUCAAAGCACAUGCCUUUUCUGAGUGAGCGUGCUGGGAGAGCAGAGUGGACGUAGAGUGUGGUUUUAUUUUUGUACUGAUAUUGGUAAGAGACUGUAUAGCAUCUAUUUAUUUAGAUGAUUUAUCUGGUAAAUAAGGCAAAAAAUUAUUAAAAAUAUGUUAAA
Molecule: messenger RNA, 4112 nt
Organism: Cynocephalus volans (Philippine flying lemur)
Lineage: Eukaryota; Metazoa; Chordata; Mammalia; Dermoptera; Cynocephalidae
Gene: CBX7
Product: chromobox 7
Exons: 6
Coding region: 190-945 (251 amino acids)
Biological process (GO): negative regulation of transcription by RNA polymerase II
Cellular component (GO): PRC1 complex
Source: RefSeq, a predicted model, not a curated record